Messenger RNA from Symbiodinium sp. CCMP2456, 175 nucleotides. The record is from the annotation of a GenBank genome assembly. Lineage: Eukaryota; Dinophyceae; Suessiales; Symbiodiniaceae.
GUCCGCAAGAAUGGACAAUCUCCUCGAGCGCAUGAACAUCAUGAGCCUACUUUGCUUGGUGAUGAACAACGCUCGCGAUCCGGAUUUUACGAACAGGUUGGAAGAAGAAAUGAAGGCGAUUCGCGCCGAAUGUGGCUUCCGAAGCCUUGAGGUCAAAGGAGGAACCUUCUUCUGA